Cydia amplana is the source of this 1680-nucleotide messenger RNA. RefSeq names its product asparagine synthetase [glutamine-hydrolyzing] (gene AsnS). Gene Ontology annotation, cellular component: cytosol. Lineage: Eukaryota; Metazoa; Arthropoda; Insecta; Lepidoptera; Tortricidae. The record is from RefSeq and is a predicted model, not a curated record. Bases 25 to 1680 code for a protein of 551 amino acids. Gene Ontology annotation, molecular function: asparagine synthase (glutamine-hydrolyzing) activity. The transcript has a single exon.
AUUUAUUGAUUUCAGAUCACAAAAAUGUGCGGAAUUUGGGCGAUAUUCGGAGCCAAGGACGGGGUGAACCUAAAAUGCAUCAAGUGCUUCGCCGCGAUUACUCACCGCGGGCCGGACGCGUGGCGCGUCGAGCAAGACGCACGAGAGCCCGGCGCGCUGCUGGGCUUCAGUCGCAUCGCCAUCGUCGACGGCCUACACGGCAUGCAGCCCAUGAAACUGCACCGCUACCCCCGCACCACCCUCAUCUGCAACGGCGAAAUCUUUAACUGCAAACUCCUGCAAACCGAACACGAUUUCCCCUACGAGACAAACUGCGACGUCGAGGCCAUCAUCCACUUGUACCACAACUUCAGCAUCGCUGAGGCCGUUAGGAGGCUUGACGCGGAAUUCGUCUUCUGUCUGGUUGAUGGCGAGCAAAGGAAAAUUUACUUAGCCAGAGACCCAUACGGUGUCCGCCCGAUGUUCCGCUUCCAUGACCCAGAGAGCGGUACCAUGGGCAUCUGCUCAGAAGCUAAAGGGUUAGUCGGAAUCAAAGAAUCCGCCAGUGAAACGGCGAUAUUAGAACCAUUUCCACCCGGCCAUUUCCAAAUUUGGAGUAUGCUUGAGGGCGGUAAGGUAAAAUUGGAUCAUACGGAGAAAUUUUUCAAGCCGGGAAUGUCCCUAAAUUAUAAACCGUAUGUCCCAGCAAGUGUUCUGGAAAAAAUGAAUGUUCACGAGAAAACGGCACAUUUACUAGAAGCAGCCUGCUGCAAGAGAUUGAUGUCGGAUCGUCGAAUCGGGUGCUUCCUCAGUGGUGGACUGGAUUCUUCGCUAGUCACUGCUUUGGUGGUUAAACUCGCGAAAGAAUGCAAACUGCCAUACAAAAUACAAACAUUUGCGAUAGGAAUGGGAGAUUCCCCAGAUUUAGCUGCGGCUCGAAUCGUAGCGGAUCAUUUAGGCACAGAGCACCAUGAAGUCCAAUUUGAUGAGAAUGACGUACGAGAAGCCUUAGACAACGUGAUCUAUCAUCUUGAAACAUUUGACAUUACCACGAUCCGCGCGAGCAUUCCUAUGUAUCUAUUGUCAAAGUAUAUAAAGGAGAAAACUGACACUACGGUAGUGUUUAGCGGGGAAGGCGCCGAUGAGGUGGCUCAGGGCUAUAUAUAUUUCAGAGACGCACCUUCUGCAGAGGCAGCGCAUGAAGAAAGCUUACGACUGCUAUCAGAUAUCUACUUAUACGACGGCUUGAGAGCAGACCGCACAACGAGCGCGUUCAGCUUAGAACUCAGGGUACCGUUCUUAGAUAUUGAAUUCACCCAUCAUUUUCUAGGCACGGACCCGAAAUUGCGCCAGCCACAAGAUGGAGUAGAGAAAUAUCUGUUACGGAAAAGUUUUGCGAACAGCGAUCUGCUACCAGACUCUAUACUGUGGAGACAUAAAGAGGCGUUUUCAGAUGGCGUGGCGUCAGUGAAGAAGUCCCUAUUUACAACAAUAGGAGAAAUUAUAUCAGACCGGUACAAAGAGGAGCCUACUCAGUACAAGGGCGUCCAGCCUACUACGACGGAGUCAAAAUAUUAUCGUCAUGUAUUUGAAAAAUCAUUCCCGGGCCAAUAUAAUUUCACACCAUACUACUGGAUGCCCAAGUGGGUCGAAGUCUCAGAUCCUUCUGCGCGGUUCAUAAAACAUUAUGCUGCUAAAUAA